Salvia miltiorrhiza (redroot sage) is the source of this 313-nucleotide messenger RNA. RefSeq names its product 40S ribosomal protein S28. Gene Ontology annotation, molecular function: structural constituent of ribosome. The record is from RefSeq and is a predicted model, not a curated record. Lineage: Eukaryota; Viridiplantae; Streptophyta; Magnoliopsida; Lamiales; Lamiaceae. The transcript has a single exon. Bases 1 to 198 code for a protein of 65 amino acids. Gene Ontology annotation, biological process: maturation of SSU-rRNA; ribosomal small subunit assembly; translation. Gene Ontology annotation, cellular component: cytosolic small ribosomal subunit; ribosome.
AUGGAAUCACAAAUCAAGCACGCAGUCGUGGUGAAAGUAAUUGGUCGGACAGGAUCCCGGGGGCAGGUGACUCAGGUGAGAGUGAAAUUCCUCGAUGAUCAGAACCGUUUCAUUAUGAGAAAUGUGAAGGGACCUGUUAGGGAGGGUGAUAUUCUUACCCUCCUCGAAUCUGAGAGAGAGGCCAGAAGGUUGCGCUGAUCUCAUCCAUCUCUUUUGCUGUUUUGAAAUGUAGUUGAGAAUUUUGAUUCACCACCACUUGCUGUUUUUGUUUCCUCACUUCACAUUGCCAAUAUACUUUGAAAUGCUUCUUCAA